This is a messenger RNA of Plasmodium vivax (malaria parasite P. vivax), 1554 nucleotides long. Its product is annotated as GTP-binding protein, putative. The transcript has a single exon. Gene Ontology annotation, cellular component: mitochondrion. Gene Ontology annotation, molecular function: GTPase activity; GTP binding. NCBI's taxonomy places the organism in Eukaryota, Apicomplexa, Aconoidasida, Haemosporida, Plasmodiidae. Bases 1 to 1554 code for a protein of 517 amino acids. The record is from RefSeq and is a predicted model, not a curated record.
AUGAGGAUUCUCACCGAACCGACUGACCACCUGAUGGUGCGAAACGAAAGACGCUUCUGCGACUUCCUGUGGGUAGUAGCCAAGUCAGGGAAGGGGGGAGAGCCAAACUACAAAAGACGAAGGAGCAGAAAGUUAAAGGGAGAAGGAUACGGAGGACACGGAGGCAAUGUCAUACUGAAAAGUAAAAAAAGCAUUUACGAUUUAAUAAAAAUAGAACAAAAGGUGAAAGCAAAUGAUGGGGAAAAUUUUAAAGAAAACAGCCGAGGAAAAGAUGGUAGUGACAAAGUUAUAUUCGUACCAGUGGGAACAAUUGUGCGAAAGAGAAUUUACUGCAAAAAAAAAAAUGAAAAUAAUAGGAAGGUAUAUAAGAGCAUUUUUUGGUAUCAAUUUUUAAAAGAAAAUGAAGAACUGUUGGUAGCUCGAGGAGGAAAAGGAGGCAUAUCCUAUUCCUUUUUUAAAAAGCAUGACUAUAGAUUGCCUGAGAUGGGGGAGAAGAUGCUCCUCGAAUUGGAGCUCCGACUGCUGAACGAUGUAGCCUUCAUUGGCAUUGAGAACAGCGGGAAGACAUCCCUCUGCAGUAGCCUCAGUAGGUACUAUGGGAACAUUAGUAGCCACAUGUUUAGCACCACCAUACCGCACGUCUCAAACAUUAACUACAUCGAUGGGGUUGAAAUAACCCUGCUGGAUACCCCCUUCUUGUUUCAUAACGCGCAUAGGGAUUGCAGCCGGGGAAAGAGAAUCCUCAGACAUUUAUACAGAAGCAAGCUCAUCGUUUACGUCAUCGACGUUGCGAGCGAUCAGCUUGAGAAUGUGGACGACACACAGGUGGAGGACUACUACACGGAGAGCCUAAAGGGGGGGCGCGGCCGAACGGGGGGGAGCGGCCGCACGGGGGAGGAGAUUCGUGCAGUUGACGCGGCUGUCGCUGUUGACGCGGCUGACGCGAUGGACGCGGAAAAUUUAACCUCUCCCCCCCACAGGGACACCCACGUGCACACGUCAAACGAAACCCGCGCCAACCCAAAGGACUACCACAACGAUACCAUCAAGCAAAUAAAAAUGCUACGAAAUGAGCUGUUCCUUUUCAAUCCAGAUUAUUUAAAAAAAAAAGAACUUGUGGUGGCCACCAAGUGCGACAUGCUACACAAAAACGCCCUACUCAAUUUGGACUCUCUUUAUUUCCGCCUGCAAAAUUUGUUCCCCCAUAUAGAAGUUAUUGGGACCUCUGCGAAAUUCGGCCUAGGCAUAAAGCUCCUCAGCAGGAAGAUACGGGAGCUUAUCUACCCUCAGUACGUCCUAAAUAGUUACAAAACGUACGCCAGUAAUGUAGAGGACUAUAUCAUUCCUACGCACAGCCACGCCUGGGAGGGACAACGGCGGUUGCAGAAUUAUGAGCUUCCAGAGAAUGUCAAACAUAUGUACGAUCACAACUAUAAGGAAAACUUCGACUACUUUUUGAAGAAGCCUUGCGGGGAGAAGCACGACGUGGGUGGUGGCAGCUCUGCAGAUGGUAAAAAUUUUCUAACGGGGGAGGGUGGAAGGGGCUCUCCCUAG